GGGUAAAUAAUGAAAUCUGGAGAGUGAUUUCUAGCAGAGUGAUGAAACACCUCGGCUGUACUUCAUUUAUUUAGCAGUUCUGGAUCCAGUCAUUGGAAAAGUUUCAAAGUUGAAAAAUAAUGACAGCAAGUACUGGGAAAGACAUAGAAGAGCUCUAAAGAAGAUAGAAUUGUUUGCUGCACAGUACUUACAGCAGCAGCAGAUGUUCCAGUACAGCAACAGUGGAUGUUCAAGAUUAAGAUUAAUUUAGAGUCGAAUAUAUAAUUAAGAAGACAGGAGCUGUGACUAAUGAGAAUCAAAGGCCAUGGAUGAAGAUGAACUUGAAUUGCAGCCACAAGAGCCAAACUCCUUUUUUGAUGGACUAGGAACUGAUGCUACGCACAUGGAUGGUGAUCAGAUUGUUGUGGAAGUUCAAGAAACUGUUUUUGUUUCAGAUGUUGUGGAUUCAGAUAUAACUGUACAUAACUUUGUUCCUGAUGACCCAGAUUCGGUUGUAAUCCAAGAUGUUAUUGAGGAUGUUGUUAUUGAGGAUGUUCACUGCUCAGAUAUCUUAGAAGAAGCAGAUGUAUCUGAAAAUGUCAUCAUUCCUGAGCAAGUUCUUGACUCACAUGUAACCGAAGAAGUUUCUUUAGCACACUGCACGGUGCCAGAUGAUGUUUUAGCUUCUGACAUUACUUCAGCCUCAAUGUCUAUGCCAGAACAUGUGUUAACAAGUGAUUCUAUACAUAUGUCUGAUGUUGGACAUGUUGAACAUGUGGUUCAUGAUAGUGUAGUAGAAGCAGAAAUCAUUACUGACCCUUUGACAGCAGACGUCAUUUCAGAAGAAGUAUUGGUAGCAGAUUGUGCCUCUGAAGCAGUCAUAGAUGCCAAUGGGAUCCCUGUGGACCAGCAAGAUGAUGACAAAAGCAACUGUGAGGACUACCUUAUGAUUUCCUUGGAUGAUGCUGGCAAAAUAGAACACGGUGGCUCCUCUGGAAUGACCAUGGACGCAGAGUCGGAAAUUGAUCCUUGUAAGGUGGAUGGCACUUGCCCUGAAGUUAUCAAGGUGUAUAUUUUUAAAGCUGACCCUGGAGAGGAUGACUUAGAUGUUACUGAAAUAGCUGAUGAAGUUUAUAUGGAAGUGAUAGUAGGAGAGGAGGAUGCUGCAGUUGCAGCAGCAGCAGCAGCUGCUGUGCAUGAACAACAAAUGGAUGACAAUGAAAUCAAAACCUUCAUGCCAAUAGCAUGGGCAGCAGCUUAUGGUAAUAAUUCUGAUGGCAUUGAAAACCGGAAUGGCACUGCAAGUGCCCUCUUGCACAUAGAUGAGUCUGCUGGGCUCAGCAGACUGGCUAAACAAAAACCAAAGAAAAGGAGAAGACCUGAUUCCAGGCAGUACCAAACAGCAAUAAUUAUUGGCCCUGAUGGACAUCCCUUGACAGUCUAUCCUUGCAUAAUUUGUGGGAAAAAAUUUAAGUCGAGAGGUUUUUUGAAAAGGCAUAUGAAAAACCAUCCUGAACACCUUACCAAGAAGAAGUACCGCUGUACUGACUGUGAUUACACUACCAAUAAGAAGAUAAGUUUACACAACCACCUAGAGAGCCACAAGCUGACCAGCAAGGCAGAGAAGGCCAUCGAAUGCGAUGAGUGUGGGAAGCAUUUCUCUCAUGCUGGGGCUUUGUUUACUCACAAAAUGGUGCAUAAGGAAAAAGCCAACAAAAUGCACAAGUGUAAAUUCUGUGAAUACGAGACAGCUGAACAAGGGUUAUUGAAUCGCCACCUUUUGGCGGUCCACAGCAAGAACUUUCCUCAUAUUUGUGUAGAGUGUGGUAAAGGUUUUCGUCACCCAUCAGAGCUCAAAAAGCACAUGCGAAUCCAUACUGGGGAGAAGCCGUAUCAGUGCCAAUACUGCGAAUAUAGGUCUGCAGACUCUUCUAACUUGAAAACACAUGUAAAAACUAAGCAUAGUAAAGAAAUGCCAAUCAAGUGUGACAUCUGUCUUCUGACUUUCCCAGAUACCAAAGAGGUGCAGCAACAUGCUCUUAUCCACCAAGAAAGCAAAACACACCAGUGUUUGCACUGCGACCACAAGAGCUCGAACUCAAGCGAUUUGAAACGACACAUAAUUUCUGUUCACACAAAGGACUACCCCCAUAAGUGUGACAUGUGUGAGAAAGGCUUUCACAGGCCUUCCGAACUCAAGAAACACGUGGCUGCCCACAAGGGAAAAAAAAUGCACCAGUGUAGACAUUGUGACUUUAAGAUCGCAGAUCCAUUUGUUCUGAGUCGCCAUAUUCUCUCCGUUCACACAAAAGAUCUUCCAUUUAGGUGUAAGAGAUGUAGAAAGGGAUUUAGGCAACAAAAUGAGCUUAAAAAGCAUAUGAAGACACACAGUGGCAGGAAGGUGUAUCAGUGUGAGUACUGUGAGUAUAGCACUACAGAUGCCUCAGGCUUUAAACGGCACGUUAUCUCCAUUCAUACGAAAGACUACCCUCACAGGUGUGAGUACUGCAAGAAAGGCUUCCGGAGACCUUCCGAAAAGAACCAGCACAUAAUGCGACACCAUAAAGAAGUGGGCCUGCCCUAACAAUACUUCAGACAUAUGUGGAGAUGUUGGCCUUAAAGUAGCGAUCUCAUUUUAAAGCCAAUCAGUCUCAUUCACAUGCAAUACUGUAUAUCAAUUUAUGCUGUGUACAAGUAGAAUUACUGCUUCUAGUCAGCUUUUCUUUACAUUUUACUAGAGUGUUCUGGAUUCUAUUCAGUUUGUUCAGUGGCAAAAAGUAGCAACAGUCAAGUUGCUUUUAAAAAUGAAUCCCUGAUUUUAUACUGAAUUUUUCAGUCUUAGGAGUUUUACUAUUUAUUUAAAUAUUUACUUAAUUCACAUUGAUGGUACUCUUCUAAGACCAUUUAAAGAUACAAAAGAAACAACAAAGGAUUGGUAAUUCUAAAAGUAAUUACUUUGACUCACUUCUCCCUCAUAAAUCUUUCACAUAAAUAGGAACAUCUGCUUAUAAUAAUAAACAGAUUUUACUAUUGAAUCUAAUCAUUACAUGAAAGUAAUUUCCUUGUCUUAAUAUUUUCAGACUACGUGACAGACUUUUCCAUUUGAGUCUCUAGCAUUGCUAAAUAUAGAACAUUUACUAGAUUUGUGUUUAAUUUUCAUUUUAUUCAACAGACAAAAUAUGCUUUCUUGUGACUCUCCAUGUAUUACAUCUUUUGUCAGUAUAACACACUUUUAGAAAGUUACUGAAAGGUUUUGCUUAUUCCUGUUAUUCUGUGUAGUUUUGUUUUGGAAUACUUGUGUUCUACAGACUAGACUUAACUGUGAACUGAGUUUUGGAAUAUUAGAGAUAAAUGGUGGCUCUUGGGCUGUUUUGCAACAGCCUGUGUACCCCAGGUUUUAUAUGUGCCUGUGUGUUACUUGUUUUACAUAUUUACGUACACAAUCCCAAAUUUAACUCUAUAAUGAAAAGUAUUAAAUAUACAAUAAAAUGAAAGAUCCAGAGAUAUAUGAAAGAACAUUUUGCAAACUUGCUAUUCAUAGAGAUUAAAUUAAACUUGAGGGGAAAAUUGGAACAUAAGGACAGUGGUAUUUUUAAAGAGUGAAGGUAUUUUCCUUAAAUAUCUUUGGUAGUUGAAGAAGACAAGGUAUUUCUAGAUAGAAUAUUUUUAUAUAAUUUUAGCUUCAUACCUUAAAUUUUUCUGAAAAGCUGAUGAAUAUCUAACCAUAAAUCUCUCAGUUGUCACUGAGAAGCAUGUAGAGGAAAUGUCUUCUCACAAAGUAAAGAAGAUUAAGAAGAUAAAUGGCUGCAGGGGAUGGGUGCUAAUUAAAAUUGGCAAGUUCAGCCUGUUUUUUAAUUUCUUAGUUAGCAAACUUGGAAAAGAUUUCACCUUCAAGUUAGCUUUGAUUAGAAGAUAUGUUUAAAGUAUGUGAUGAAAACGUGAGACUUCAUUUGGAAUAUUACCAAGUGUUUCACAGUUUGGGUUUUUUUUUUGAGAGUUGGUAUAUUUUAAGCAGUCAGUGAGUCAUAAAUAUAAAAUGAAGUUAAACAGUUAAUUAGAAUUUGGUUUGUGUUAAUAUAAAUUUUCAAAAAUAGGAAAUACUUUUAAAAUGUUUACUUAAUUCGGGUAUUGGCACAUACCUACUGGCACAUUAUUCAACAAUAGAAAUUUCUCUUCCCACUUGAUAGCUCCCUUGCAACUUCAUUAUGGUGCUUCCUUCUACUCUUACUGUAAAGUUUUUGCCUUCUGCCUUUUCUCUGUGCCACUAAUAUUCAUAUUCAGAAGUUAUAUUUAUAAGGUUAGGAAUUUAAAUAUUGGGGGUUUUGAAGGCCGUAUUAAUUUAAUCUUUUUAAAUCAAGUGCUUUACGCAUGUAACAAUUUAAACCUAAUGCCAACGGAGCAACAGGAUGGAUUUGGAACCUCUUAAGCCUUCUUGACUCCCAUAUAUGUUUCACCCCAUUUUUAGUAUCCAUUGUCCUGUUCUUAAAAAACUUUAUUUUUUGUGUGAGAUCUUUUCAAUUUUCCUUGCAUUUGGUUUUUCCCUGGAGUAAUAUAAAAGGAAAUGUUUAAAUAAAAGUUUACAUUUAAGAAUUUUAAAACAUUCUGUAAAAUUAAUACAGAUAGUUAUUUAUAUUUUAAAAAGAAACUGAAAGAUAAAGAACACAACACUUUACAUACUUUGUAUUUCUCUCAUAGUCUGAAGUCUUACACAGUUUUUUUUUUAAGCACAAUAUUGAAACCUUUAAAAGGUAACUUAAGGAUUUGGUCAAGUGAAUAUGAUAAAACAUUUGUCUUCAUAAAAAAAACAUGAAAUUGUACUUACUGUUAUGUCCUGAUAUUUAGUUGUUGUUUUCAUUCUUAAAACAAUUUGAUUAGCAAAGCUAAUAAACAAGUUUGGAUGUUUCGGUUUAAUGUUUUAAAGAGGUACAGAUUUUUACAAGAGCAUAAGUUAUUGUUUUGUUGAAAUAGCCUAUUAAAUAUUAUAUGUCUCUUCCUCUGUACACAUUGUAAAAUACUUAAAGUAAAAAACUUGAUAAGAAAUUCAUAUAGCAAAGUGUGACACUAUUGUAAAUGUGUACUUGAAAAUAACAUGAAAAAUAAAAAUAUUUUCUUGUUAA
This is a messenger RNA of Zalophus californianus (California sea lion), 5096 nucleotides long. RefSeq names its product zinc finger X-chromosomal protein-like. Gene Ontology annotation, biological process: regulation of transcription by RNA polymerase II. The record is from RefSeq and is a predicted model, not a curated record. NCBI's taxonomy places the organism in Eukaryota, Metazoa, Chordata, Mammalia, Carnivora, Otariidae. Bases 305 to 2563 code for a protein of 752 amino acids. The transcript is spliced from 8 exons. Gene Ontology annotation, cellular component: nucleus. Gene Ontology annotation, molecular function: DNA-binding transcription factor activity, RNA polymerase II-specific; metal ion binding; RNA polymerase II transcription regulatory region sequence-specific DNA binding.